Molecule: messenger RNA, 2607 nt
Organism: Ostreobium quekettii
Lineage: Eukaryota; Viridiplantae; Chlorophyta; Ulvophyceae; Bryopsidales; Ostreobiaceae
Source: the annotation of a GenBank genome assembly
AUGGGCCCCGUUCCGAGAACAACGCCCGACGAACCGGCCGCGACCCGCCGACGAACCACGCUGGCGGCUCCGUUCCUUCUCGCCCUCCUCGUCUCCUCUUCCGUCCAGCCGACGUCUGGGAGGGACGUUCCUCCCCGCUAUCGGCCCGUCGCCCGGGACUGCCACCAGCUCUUUUCUCUACUUGCCUCCUCCCCUCAACCCCGGGUGAUUUCCGCCGAGGGACGUCUGGACUGCGACGAGGACGGGGGUCGCGUGGUCGUGAGCAAGUCCGCGACUCUGCAGGGAGCGGCCGCGAUUGACUUUGGGGCCAGGAUCGGCGCAAUCCUGCUGCGCCCGGGCGUCGUGAUGCGCAUGCGUGAGUUGGUCCUGAUCCGGAGCGAAGGAGGAGACGAUUUCGCCUUUGUGGGAUCGGCGGGGGGGCCGGUGGCGCAGCUGCAGCUGCGGGACGUCGCCGUUGUGCGCGGGGAAGGGAACGGCGGGGGAGGGACGGAAGCAUCGGAGCCCAUUUUUAUGGGGAGGGGUCGAGGGGGGCCUACGCUGCGCAGCUCCUCCGGGCCUGGGUGUCCAGGGGUGGUGCGUCUGGCGCGGAACUGCACAGUGCAGGUGAACGCUUCCGGCACGGUUACCGGGAAUUGCGCGCCGGAGGGGUGCGACGCCGAUGGUGAGUGCCUGGGCGGCGACCGAUGGGACGACCGGCGAUUGUCUGCUCUCCUGGAAGCCGCCGGUUUUGGCGCCUGCGGGAUUUUGCGAGAGGGUGUCCUCAGCGCGGGCCUGCACGCCAGCCAAACCGCCUCCGUUGCGGCCGCGGGCUGCCUGGCCGUCCUGCUGCUCCUCAUGUGGCUGGGCCCCAAGGUCCUGGGCGCCUGGGGCCCGCGGCGGGCCGGGCUGACCCGGCUGCGCGCCUCCAGCAGCGCCGACGAGGUCCCCGCGAAGGACUCCUGCAGCAUAGAGGGUCUGUCUCUGGGUGCCAUCGAGCUGAGGGGCCUGCUGGGCGUCGGGGCGGCCGGUAGGGUGUACUUGGGCUCGUUUCGCGGCGCGGACGUCGCGGUCAAGGUUGUGGACCACGACGGGGAAGGCUUGGCCGUGAACGAGGAGUCCCUUGAGGCCCGCAUCGGCGUGGAGGCGCGCCACCCCAACCUCGUGCGCACGUACGUGAACGAGACGCGCGGGCGGCAGAGCGUGGAGGUGUCCCUGCCGCAGUUGGGGGACGGGCCCCCGGGAGAGGGCGAGGAUCCCCUGGCGGAUCUGGGCGUGCGAGAUGCUUUGGAUCCAGAUGAUUUUGGAUACCUGGAGGGGCGGAGGCAUGGGGCCGGCGGGCCCAGGACUUGGAUCGUCACGGAGUUCUGCGACCGGGGCUCGCUGCACGGCGCGAUCGUGGACGGCUUGUUUUUCUACGACAGGGAAAAGCUGGUGCCGCGGCUGUCCAGCGUGCUGCUGUGCGCGGUGGACGUGGUCGCGGCGCUGGCCUACCUGCACGGCCGGGGCGUGGUCCACGGGGACCUCAGGCCCGAGAACGUGCUGCUGAAGACGGACCUGUCCGACAGCCGGGGCUUCUACUGCCAGGUCGCGGACUUCGGGAUGAGGCGGAUUGGCCCGGCUGGGGGGGCGGCGGGGGCGUCCGCGUGCGGCAGCGCGAGGUACUGCGCGCCGGAGCUGCUAAGGGACGGCCUGCUGACGCCGGCGGCGGACGUUUACUCGUUCGGCAUGCUGCUGUGGGAGCUCCUGUCCGGCAGGAAGGCCUACUGCACCAAGUCGCAGCGGGACAUGGCCGCGGACGUCGUGGCGGGCUCGCGGCCGCCGCUGCCGCUGCACUGCCCCAACGACGUCGCCGCCGUCAUACGGGAGUGCUGGGACCCCGACCGGUCGCGGCGGCCCAACGCACAGGCCCUGCUCGAGCGGCUCGCGCGCCUGGCGGGCGCCCACGCCCAGACCGCCUGCUAUCGCAUCAUCGAGGAGGAGGAAGAGGGGGCGGAGGAUCGGCAGCGCGCGGACGCCGGGGCGACCAGCAUAUCCGCCAACCUGCACAGGCCGUUCGCUCGCGAGAGGUCAAUCGCGCUGCCGCCGCCUCGCUCUAGAGAGGCCGCCAGUCCCAAGCCACCCCAGACACCCCAGUGGCAAUCGCGAAACGGAAGAGAGGAUGGCACCCCCCAAGAGAAGCGGAUCAUUCCCUCCCCACAAGAGCCCAAGCCCGCUGAGGACGAGGCCAUACCCAACGACAGCCUACUCCAGAGCAAGCCACAAAACGAAGGCCAGUGUGGGCCCCAGGGACCUUGCAAAGGAGGGCCCCUGGGACCGGGCGGAGGAGUGGCCCAAAGACUGGCCGGGAGUGGACCCCAAGGACUGGUAGUGUGUGGGCCCCAGGGACCGGUGGGUGCAGGGCUUCAGGCACCAAGCAGGCAGGGCCCACGGUGGGUGGUGGCCACUAACGUGGAGCUGACGGACCUCAGCUCGGACUCAGAGUCAGAGGCACUCUCGGAUUCUGGCCAGCUGACACCACGGCUGGAUACUGCCACCACCAGCCAGAUCCAAUGCUCGGUGGCUAGAUCAGAUGCUGGAAUCCCCACCGCGAUCAAUGGAACACAUUCUGGCGGAUCGCAAGGCGCUUAG